GAACUUAUUCAAACAGAAACACUUUCACAAUUUGGUGUUGUAUUUAUUGUAUUCAUGUUGGGAUUAGAAUUUUCAUUCGAAAAGCUAAGAUCUAUUUGGAGAUUUGCCCUCGGAAGUGCUUCAUUGAUAUUCACAGCAACCCUUAGUUUUUUUAUCUUGGCAGGAUUCAUUGUUGGUGCGAGUGUUAAUGAAUCGAUUUUCAUAGGGGCAUGCGUAUCUCUUUCGAGCACAGCCGUUGUUGAACGGUUACAAUGUUCAGAGUUAAAACCACUUUACGGCUUGCUUGUCAUGCAAGAUGUGUUAUUUGCAUUGCCAGCACUUUCAAAAUCAGGAAUUGAUGUUGUUUUGGCCAUAGGACGCUUAAUUUUAUCGUUAAUCGUUUUCACAACUUUUAGUCUCGCUAUUGCAAAUAUACCAAUUGGAUGGCUUCUAAAAGUUGUGAAAGGUUCCGAGAAUCAUGAACUUUUUCUCUUGGGAUCAAUUUCAAUGUGUCUAUUAAUGUCACAAGUAUCACUAAUGUUGGGACUUGGAGUGGAAAUUGGAUGUUUUGUAGCAGGAGUUCUUAUUCAUAAUCGAUUACAUGUAUAUCCGAGCUUUUUGAUAAACGAAGGACCGUUGCUCUUUACAUUAACAGCAGGGGCGGUAGGAUUUAAAUUCAUAACAAGUACAAUAUCAUUAACACUUCUUGGACAUAGUUUGCAAAAAGCAAGCACGAUGGCAAUUGGAUUAUCACAAAUUAGUGAAUUUGCUUUUGUCUUAGGGAGUAAAGCAAAAGGGUUUGGUAUUAUAUCAAGAGAAGUUUAUUAUUUAUUAUUAACAACUACUUCUUUAACAUUGAUGGUUACUCCUAUUUUAUGGAAUCUCUUAUUUAGAAAUAGAAAGGUGGUUUCUAGCGUCGAGGGUGGAUUAAAUGUUAGAAAUACUUCUUAA
Molecule: messenger RNA, 930 nt
Organism: Funneliformis caledonium
Lineage: Eukaryota; Fungi; Glomeromycota; Glomeromycetes; Glomerales; Glomeraceae
Source: the annotation of a GenBank genome assembly